This is a messenger RNA of Physella acuta, 7606 nucleotides long. RefSeq names its product mucin-5AC. Gene Ontology annotation, cellular component: transcription regulator complex; nucleus; histone methyltransferase complex. The record is from RefSeq and is a predicted model, not a curated record. Gene Ontology annotation, biological process: positive regulation of transcription by RNA polymerase II. NCBI's taxonomy places the organism in Eukaryota, Metazoa, Mollusca, Gastropoda, Physidae.
UGCGCAUGCGUUUUGGAACUAUUGCAAAUGGCGGCACUUGUUAUUGUUCCAUGGCGUUUAUGAUACAUGGGAAUAAAUAACUAUACUUGGACACCUUAUUAGGUGUGCGUCUAAUGGAUGGCGCGAUGGGUCAGGAGGAGGAUGUCGUGGAAGCUGUACUAACAUGUGAUGGGGACUUCCACGACCCAGACUUAAGUAGUCGAAUAGAGAAGUUUAGACAUAGGCUGAAGGAUUUGUUAUUAACAGAAAAACAAAAGCUGCUCAUUAAAAAGGUGGAACCGUGGAAUAGUGUUAAGGUAACACUGACCAUUCCAAGAGAAGCAGCCAGCCGACUGAGACAGCUGGCACACAAUGGCAAUGAUGCCCUCAGGCAGAUGGGCAUUCUAUCUGUCCAGAUUCAAGGAGAUUCACAAAUUUCAUUGACCUUUGCGGGUCGCAAUAAUGAACCUACAGAAUUUGUGUUGCGCACACCUUCUUCUUUGCAGUUAAGCUCAGCUACUACAGAGCCUAGUUGCCCUGUACCAAAUGAGCUAGCUACUUCACCAGGCCCUAGUAAUGACGAGGUGACCAGAAAAAACAUAGUAGACUAUCUGAGACACGGAUCAUCUGUUGGCCAAAACCCAUCUCUGUUUGAAACUAUAAUGGGUGUAGGAACUUCGCCAACCUCGGGACUUGGAAUUGGUCUUUCUCCAAAUGCGUUUCAAGGACCUCAUAUCCCUUCAUUCAGACCAAAUAAUAUUGCCAGUCAGACUGUGCAAAACCAAACACUCAGAGGAUCUCGCAACACAUUUUCUUUCACUAAUUCUACUGGAGCUUUUCACCCACCAAUUCCUCGCCUUCCUGCCUCUGCAGGUCAGAGUUCAGCAACUAAAUCGACACACAACUUCCAACCAGGCAACCGCCCCAUAGGGCAGAUAGUCACUAUGGGUCAGGCAAACAAUUCACUUCAGCAGACGCUACAAACUAACAUCAGCAGUUUUAAUCCAGUUGGACCUUUAAGACUAUCAGCUCCUUUGAGUCCAAGCUUUCAUUCCCAGACUUCUCUGGUGCCACCAUCUUCUCCAACAUCAAAUAUGAUGUUGGAUUUACCACCACCACCUCCAUACCCUCAUAGUGUUAAUAGUUCUAAGCCAGGAAAACCAGUUACUGCUUCCAGUCCUUUGUUAGUUAAUCUACUACAAACUGAUCCACUGGCAGUAGCUGCAGGUAUGGCUAGUGGGAAUCCAAAUAAACCUUUAACAGUUGGUGAUUCUGGUGGACCACCGCCUAAGAAAAAGAAGCGCUCAAAGAAAUCAAAAGACUUGAAACCAGCUUUCCCCCCUCACUUGAUUGCUAAUACUGGUGUAGAAUUAUCAAGAGGGAUGCCCAGUGUGCCUAAUGACAAUGUGACGGUAACAUUAUCGCCACAGUUUAGAGACACUUAUUCUCUUGAUCUGGUUCCGUCAAGGACUGGAAUACUUCCUACUAAUCACAUACCUAAUUCCUCAAUGCCAAGUUUUCGUCCUGACAGUAAACCAUUGUUUUCAACAGACCGUCCGUUUGGUGAGAAUCCUGCAGAUGUUCCUUCUACAAAAAUUGACAUUAGUAGAAAUGGAAAUAACAGCUCGCAAGUUUCUGAUUCAGCAAAGGAUUUGGAUCCAUUUACUGUGGAAAUAGCAGCUGGAAAGAUAAUCAAUCCUUACACUGGUCAGUUAGAACCAAGGGACAGUCUUGUCGAUUCAGGGCAGCCAAACCAUACUUCACAAAUGAUAAGUAGGAAUGUAUCAGAAUUAGAGGAAUUGAACAAAAUGAGUGUGCCUAUUUGUUCAUCCAAAGCAUUGGAUGUACAUGCUACUGCUGGCUUUGUUCGCUCAGGAGGGCAAUUACAGAUGGCAGGUGAUCGGAUAUUGUCUAAUCCUAUUCGUUAUUCAGUCAGUGAGGAAUCUACAAGCUCGUCAUCUAAUAUCUAUGCAGUGACUCCAUGGCAGGAAAUAGCUAGUAAUGUUGAAGAAUCAUUACCUAAUUCAUCUGUGAGAAAUAUUUCUAAAAGUAAUGUACAUCAAAGGAACACUGUAUCUGGCCCUGUGAAUGGGCCCAUUUUAAGUGGACAUGUUGUUCCAUCUCAGCAGGAAUCUAAAGAUUCAUCUUGUUCUUCUGGAUCUAUGAUUUACACUAGUAGCUCGUCUACAUCCCAAACUGUUUUUUCUCAACCUCAGACACAUCAGAUUGUUUCAGUAACACCUGGCAAUGAAGAAUCUUCACAGAUAUUAUCUAGACCUUUGUCUUCUUUUACUUCACUCCAUUCUGUACAGUCAUCUUCACCUUCUUUGGUCUCAUUCUCCAACCAGCAGAAGCAGGCAGCAAGCUCUGAUGCAGUUCAAGCCACAAAGUAUGGCUCUUCUCAUUUGCUCAAUUCUUUACCUGAAAAACAUAUUGACUCUCAAAGUAGCACUGAGAGCCCACCUGAAAAAAUGUCAUCUGAAGGAGAAGAAAAUUCCAACCACAGUGGCUUAGCUGCCGACUCUGUACAUUCUGGUACAACGACCCUACUAGAACAUAGUGGUGUUAAAGUUGAAAAUCAUGACUCUGGGGUUGGUAGCUCGUCAGAGAGGUCUGAUGAUACACCAUCAGAACCUGGUGAUAGUGAGUUUCGUUCUAGUCACACUGGAACCGACAAUGAUGAAGGAAGUGGCAAAACGCAGCCACCCAAAACAGCCCCCACUAAAGUGGAUAUAAAACCUACAGUGACAAAUACAAUAACAGUUGGGUAUAUAAUGAAUCCAGGUGAAAACACGUUACAGACGAAAAUUAUCCACCCUAAGUAUAGCAGUCAAGUAAAUAAAACAUCCUUAGUGACAUGUACUCAAACGUCGACCAGUUGUGAUAUUACACGCUUGUUGGACACACAUAAAAUAUCAAUGGAAAAUAAAAGUGUUGUGCAGACAAGUGGGCAGCAGAUAAAUUGGGCUUCUCAUCUUCAUGACAGUUAUAUAGGGAAAUUAAAAGAUGAUUUAAAGGGUGAUAUCCAUAGUCAAAAAAUGAAUGGUCCAACAGGAACUACAGACAAGACAUUGAUUGCUAUAAAUGAAACAACACAACAAAAAAAGUUAAGGAACUCGCCUAAACAAAAUAGUAAGAAAGCAGAUCAAAUUAAGCUUGAAGAUGAUGUUUUAGAGACAAAACUUCAGCAGUUUACAGAGUCUGCUAAAAUAUCUCCUGCAAAUAGUUCUGAGCACAGUGAUGCAAUGGAAACACAUACACGGGAAGAAAGACCAGAUCAUCUAAUUUUAGAAAUGGAAGAGUUGGUCAAUGGGAAGACAGGCAAUGGGAACAUUGGAAUGGAGGGCAAAGGAGGGAACAACAUCACAUCUAUUUAUUCUAAAAGAUCUUCCCCAGUGAAUGUGAACAUGUUGAAUCAUAUAUAUGCUCCUGGUUUACCACUUCCUCGUCGCCUCACUGAAUCAGUCCAGAGGGUGGUCAAACCUUUGCCUGCAUCAGAAUCUUCAGUUGCUAUGCCUCAGGUUCGACCAUGCAAAUCAUCAUCUGCAGGUGGUUCCCCAAGAGCUGGGUCUGGUUCAUCUCGCAGCUGUAUUCAAAGUGGCACUCGCUCACCGGGUGCCAGUGUUCCCAAAUUAGUUGCCCAUGACAAACAUUCGCUUUUAUCAGGUGGCUUAGACCUUGCAGGACUUUCUAAUUUUCCAAGCAGUGAAAGUAGCUUUAUUCACUGCAAAACUGUGAACUCAGUUGAUUCAAAAACUCUGCAAGCUAGUGAGCUGUCUCCCUCUAAACUUUUGGACACAAAAUGUUAUUCUGGUAAAAUGUUGUCACAAAGCUUUCCUCCUCAUAAAUCUAGGGACAGUGUUUUUUCUCGAUCAAAAAAUGAUAGCACUCAAGAUUCAAGGUUAACAAUUUGUUGGAGUAACCAUGUCACAACAGACAGUUCUGCAAGCAGUAAUAGUAAUAGACAAGAAGCAGCUUCUGAUACUGCCCAUUCCACAAAGGACAAUAGUACAAGCCAUUCCAAUGCAUCUUCCCCAUUAAUGCCUGUUUUGCAGCGGGCCCAAGAGCCAUUGUUAACUCCCAGCAUUUCUAGUCAACAAACCUCUAUCAGCUCACCACAUAUUGGCAGCAGUGCACCAGCGUUAGCACUCCAUGUGCCUUAUGCCAUUAGCACAAUGAGCAACUCUACUUGUAGUUCUCCUGGACCAUUGCCAACUUUAUACCCCAUGUCUAUCACAUGCACAAUGUCUGGUGGAGCUGACACUGCUUUGGUUACAUCAACAGGGAGCAUUCUACCAGAACUGUGUGCUCCUCCCAAGCUAACUAAAAUCACUUUGCCUAACACGCCAACAUCUCAUUCAACUAGAAAUAUAUUUGAAAGUGUAUCAGGGAGCUUAACAAAUGACAAGCUUGAUGAGGGUAUUCAUUCUAUUGGCCCAUUGUUGACCUUAGAAAGCCAGUGGAACCCAAUGAAAUCUGAUUCAUCUAGCAAGCCACACUCAGACAACGUUGAUGUUGCUAAUGAGACUAUAACAUCUGUGUCCUCUCAUACAUCUCUAACAAAAAUUAAAGAACCAAUUUUGGAAACCAUUAGUUCAUCAUUAGCAACAAGUUCAUCUUUGUCUGUGAAGGAGCCAAAAUUAGAAACAAUCAGUUCACCAGUGACCACCCAGUCAUCUGUAACUGUUACAGAAGUGAAACCAGAUACUGACAGCACAUCUGUCACCAUCAGUUCAUCAGUGUCUGUUAAGGAAACAAAGCUGGAAUCUAUAAGCUCGUCACUGGCCACCCAUUCUUCUGUGUCUGUAGUUAAAGAUCUUUUACCAGAGACCAAAGCUGCUAUUUCUUCAUUUGUUGCCAGCUCAGCAGAGGAGCACGGAAAAAAUGACAAAGAUAUGGACAGUCCAAUGGUAACAAUUCAGAGUAAAUCAUUGGAACAUGUUACUCGAUCUCAACCUCACUCCGAUUCUCAUUUACUCAACAAUGAUUCCCAGCUGCCUUUGGACUCUGAGGGAUCUGUUAGGAGGGUGACCAGAAAAAGAAAGUCCACACACAGUGAAGGAGAUGGUCAGUCUGAUGCACCUGCAGAAUUGAUACCUGUAUCAACUAUCAAGUCCACUCCUAAAACACUAACAUGUAUACAAAGUGGUCUCACCAGUGUGAAAAGCAGUGCGCAACCUAAGACACCAAUGUUGGGUAAUGGUGUCCCAUCUAAAGCAACGGAAGAGACCAAAACCAUUCAUUCUUUUACUGAAAAGAGAGAAUCUGAGAACCGAAAUUUGAGCUCAUCCCUAGAUCAAUCGAAGGAUAUUCGCACACCUCGAGCUACUUCGAGCGAUGGCAAGGAGAGUUUGCAUAAAGAAAAUCGUUCUCAGCGUGCCUCAUCAGCUGAUGAUAUUAAAGUUAAACCAAAUCAAGGCAGCUUAGAUACAAAAGAUGAAGGACAUAAAAAAAGUCAUCGUAUAAAGAGACAGUUUUAUGCAUAUGUUCCUGAGAAGUCAAUUGAUCAAACAUACUUUGACACACCAAUCUUGAGUGGCCGGACACGAAGCAAAAAUAAAUCAACAGAUAUUAAUCAAGAUUCUGCCCCGUCGCAAGAGGCAACUGUAGGUACAAUAGACACUCAACAACACAACCAUACAGAUGCUGUUAAAGUUGACCCAGAACCUGGAGGAACUAAACGACCCACACGCUCUGUCAGAGCUAAAGAUAAUUCUCAGGAUCAAAGUGCAAGCAAGCGCAGAAAAGUUCAUCAGCACAGAUAACACAAAUUAUUUUUUUUUUGGUGUGAAAGUUUUAGCUGUGUGUAAAUGUGUAACACUACUGUUUCAUCAUGUUAACUUACAUAAAAACUGUUCAUCACUGUGGUAGGAUCCACAAACAUUUUACUUAGGUCAGUUACUGUAGGUUAUGGUGAGUUUUUUGUACUUUAAAAAUGUUAAACUAGUAUUGCAGAUAAUAAAAACAAUGUAUCUUAAGUAGUAAUGUUAGCUAUUAGAGAGUAUUGAAACCACUCCACUAUUAGACUUCACUGUUAACUGGCAAAUGAAAGUGACGUAAUAGCUUUUUAAAUUUUAAAUAGUUACUUUGAUAAGUAAUUUGAUAUUAUUUAGAUAGGAAUUCCUGUAUUUGGUGCUUAAAUGAUUCUAAAAAAAAAAAUUUUUUAAAGCAAAAAAAUAUGUAGAAUAAUAAGGGUGAGAUGUAGAUGUACAACAUUAAGAAAACUUGUAUGCUCAUUAAAGUUUUAAAAAUGUAUAUAAGCCUGUGCCAAUAAGUAAGUUUGUGUACUGUUUAAUGCUCUGUCAAGAUAAUAGGUUUUUGUACAGUGCUGCAUUUUUACAUAUUUUAUUUACUUAAAAAAAGGAAUGUAGGGUUGAGUAUAUUUUAAUUUUACUCAUGAAAUUAGUCUGUACAUAAUUACGGUUGACCUAUAAUAUUUUAAUUCACUUAACUAAGAAAAAGCACACAAAAGACAACUAGUUUAGUUUUUGCAUGAGUAGGUGUUAAGGUACAUUAAAAGAAGGAAACCUGCUUCUUUAGAUAGACACAACCUGCAUAAUGAUAGAACUUUUGUACGUUGCUUUGAUUUUUAGCAUAUAGUAAUGUUGUUGGUCAUGCUCAAAUGUAAAUAGCUAUUGUUUUUAGACACAUUUUUAGAACAGAAUAAGUUUUAAUAUUAAAUCACAAGUCACAUUAUUUGUUCUCAUUCUUUACUCUUAAGAGUAUUCUUUUAGUUGGCACAGGCUUGUAUACAAAUAAAUGUAAUAGUGUCUAUGUAAUGACAUUCAGUAUUACAGAGAUUGUUGUUUAGUAAAAGAGUAAGUCUAAAUACCUUGUAUUUAUUACCUAAAUGAAAUAAUCCCAAGUCUCAAUACUCAUUGAACCUCCAACAAUAUAUCUAGGAAUGCACCAAGUCAAAAUUACAGCCACACACUCACAAACACGUCCACAUGUAGCUGCACCCCAGCAUCAGAUUGCUGGACACUUGAAAGCUUGUUUAGACAGUUGAAAGAACAAAACUGGUAGGAUGGUCUGUGUAGCUUGUGUGUCUGGUCAGCAUUGUGUGUUAAUCAGAUGUAUUUCUCUAUCUGACUGCUGGUUUGUGUGGAUCUGGCCAGGGGUUUUCUUGGAAGGGUCAGAUUUAUUUAUAGAAUAGAAGCUAUUUUUUGUACUAAGGUGACUUGUGAUAGUUGAUGAUAUAUUGCCAAAUGUAUCUUAUGCAUAAUUGAAUCAUAUAAUUUGUUCUGAGUAUAGAGUGGGGGUUUAAGGAUUUCAUUGUACAUAAUUUUCUUACCUAAAGUUGUCAUGUCCAGUAAAGGCCAGACUUUUUACACAGUAAUAUUCAAUGGCAUUAUGCUUGGCCACAUAGAUGUUUGCUGUGAUAACUAACUUUAAACACAUUUUUUUGAAAUGAUUGAGCUGGCAUGGACUAGUCCACACCCCCAUCUUCCCCUGGUGUAUUUUGUUGUAUGACCAUUGAACCAAUUUAAUUGAUUCCUUUUGCAUUAAUGAUCACUGUAUUUCAUGUAAUUGUUGGUCAGCCAACACUUUAGCUAUGUAGCAUACUGUACAUAUUAUCAUCACUCGUGCACAUGUUUAGAAAUAAGAAAAUUACUUUGAAAUAUUA